AUGCAAUGCACACUGUGCUUUGCAUCAUUUAACUUCCCAACUGCACACUCCGAUCUUCUGGUGCUUUCCUACCUUUGCUUUGGCCGGACAGAGGGCUGCGAGUACAGUCAGUUCAACGGGAAAUUCAUGUGCUUCAACAGUUGCCUCUACAACGGGGGCCAAGGCAAUAAGAAGCCUCUCUUUCUCAUCAUCACCCUCGAGCGCCCGCUUGACAGAAUUUCUGCGGUGCGCCUGCUCAAACGUGUACAUGUGGACGCCAGCCAGUCAGUCUGUCCUGUCGUCGAGGCCGGAGUCAGCAGAGGAGGAUGA
This is a messenger RNA of Protopolystoma xenopodis, 309 nucleotides long. The record is from the annotation of a GenBank genome assembly. NCBI's taxonomy places the organism in Eukaryota, Metazoa, Platyhelminthes, Monogenea, Polystomatidea, Polystomatidae.